AUGUCGCUGGUGCAAAAGCGCCCUGGCUCUGUCGCGCUGUGGCUUGCUGUGGUCCUGACUUUAUGGCAUUUCCAGGCCUUCGUGUUGGCUCCUCCACGGCGUGAGACAACGGUGGCGAGACCAGCUCAAGGAGAGGCAGAUGGGCCUGUUGGUGACUGGGUGGAGUGCGAGAUCUCGUAUACGCCCACCAUCUCCAUGCACAGCUCGGUCCAAGAGCCGCGCCGCAGUGACAUCUACGUCUUCCACAAGCGCCAGCUACAGGAGGACUUCGGCCACCUCUAUGCGAAGCUGGGUUUCACCGUGCAGGAAGGCGUGAUGUACAAGGAUAUCAAAACCGUCUGCCGGGAGCCAGAGAACCUGAAUGGCGACUGCAGCGAUUGCUUUAAGUUUAUGUUUGGAGGGGCCAUCGGCUUCGUGGGCACGACGAGCCCGAAGUUUUACAACCGCCAAGAGGUCAGCGUGCAGGAGUGCAUCGGCGACACGAUGCAGCUCUUCGAUGAGUCUGCCGCGCUCCCCUACGACAA
Symbiodinium sp. CCMP2592 is the source of this 524-nucleotide messenger RNA. The record is from the annotation of a GenBank genome assembly. NCBI's taxonomy places the organism in Eukaryota, Dinophyceae, Suessiales, Symbiodiniaceae.